AUGGACGCAACGACCCCAAUGAAAUUGACGUCAACAGCCACAAUGGCGCUAACGACCACGAUGAUCUCAACAGCCACAAUGCCGCCGACAGCAACAAUGGUCUCAACAGCGAAAAUGGCUCCAAUAGCCAGAAUGUGGUCGGCAUCAACGCAGAAUGUGGUCGCAACGAAGAGUGCAUCCCUGGCUGCGCCUGUGCUCGCGGAUACGUCAGAGAUUCUAAUAACCAAUGUAUUCUUCUUAAUCGGUGUAAACACCACUAAUUGGUUUGGACCAAUGAAGGGCUAUUCUUGAAAAACAAUAAUUAUCUAAAGGAGUAAUAAAACAUAUACCACAG
This is a messenger RNA of Heterotrigona itama, 334 nucleotides long. The record is from the annotation of a GenBank genome assembly. Lineage: Eukaryota; Metazoa; Arthropoda; Insecta; Hymenoptera; Apidae.